GCCCGGACCCGGGCUCGGGGGCUCGGGCGAGAGAAUGUUCGGGGCCAGGCCCGGGUCCUGGGCAGCGUCUGCCUGUCCAAUACGGGCAGCUCGUGUUUGUUUUGCGGAGAGAGCCGUCGUUUUUGUUCUCCGCGCGGGGGGCACGGGGGAUUCGGUGUUGGCGGUGCGGGUUCUCCAGCUCACAUUAGAUUCCGUUCGGCGUGGCCUUGUUGUAAUUAACACGACUGCACGUUUCCCCGGCCUCGUCCGGGUCUCUCUCGGAAUCGGCCCAAGGGCCAGGCCCCAGGCGCCAGCCGAUCGCCAGGUUGGGGCAGACUUGUUGAAAACUCCCGGCUCCCGGAAUUCAACUUUAUUAUUUUUUUCCCACGGCCUCACCCGGGUCAGGGAGGGAAAGGAGCCGCCGCGACGUUCGAGUGUCAGCGCCCGCGGGCCUGUCCUGACCCCUUAUUUAAAGCCUGAAAACCCGGCAGGCCCCAUGGCAAGCUAUGUUUAUGUUGAGGGGUGUCAUUUCUCGAGUAACGCCUUGGUCUCUCAAAACCACUGGGGACGAGCCUCCAGUCUAGCCGUGUCACAAGUUAGCUGUCCUUUCUGAGUCAAACCCAACAAAAAAGGCAAGAGGAAAAUCAAUAAAGUCCACGUGCUCCUGGGCCUCCUAUGGAAAGGGCUGUCUGCAGAUGGCCGGAUGCCCGGCCGAGGGCUGGGUUUGGCUCCAGUGGGACAAAGAAUUUUCAGAACCGUGAGAAGGAGAGGCCUUCCAAAGUUGAGAUCCAAGUCUUCCCCGCUGUGGGAGCUCCCCUGGUGUGCAGGGAGCCCAGUGCCCGGACUAGAGCCAUUUAAAAAUGGCAGAAACAGCUGCAGGCCAAGACACACACAGGAAAACAAGCUCACAACCCCCUCUCUGGGAAUCCCGGAGUUGUCCCCUGCCUUAGAUCUCUGCAAAGAAAGAACUGUUGUCUGGGUCCUUCUGUCACCAACCUGGAGGGAGAAGAAAUGGGUGACGGUGGGUGACACAUCCCUGAGAAUCUACAAGUGGGUCCCUGUGACGGAGCCAAAGGUUGACGAUAAAAACAAGAACAAGAAAAAGGGCAAAGAUGAGAAGUGUGGCUCUGAGGUGACCACCCCGGAGAACAGCUCCUCCCCGGGAAUGAUGGACAUGCACGAUGAUAACAGCAACCAGAGCUCCAUCGCAGAUGCUUCCCCCAUCAAACAAGAGAACAGCAGCAACUCCAGCCCUGCCCCAGAGCCCAACUCAGCCGUGCCUGGUGAUGGCACCGAUGCCAAGGCGGACGAGGCCCAGACCGAUGGGAAGGAGCUGCCUGGGGCCGAAGAUGCUUCUGACGAGCAGAACUCACAGUCCUCGAUGGAAAACUCGAUGAACAGUUCAGAGCAAGUAGAACGGCAGCCAUCUGGAGAUGCAGGUCUGGCUGCAGAGACAUCCACAAUCUCUCAGGAUUUGGAAGGAGUGCCACCCUCUAAAAAGAUGAAACUGGACGCUUCGCAACAAAACUCCGAGGAGAUGUAGACACCGAAUUCAGUCCUCUGAUCCACAUCUCACGAGAGAUGCAUCAGCAGGCUUCAUUCUCGAACAACCUCACCCGAACGGAUCCCUGUCGGGUGUGAAGGGAACUACUAACUUUUCAAGUUUACCAAGUGCAAAUCCAAGAAAACCAAGAACAGCGUAACUUCUCAGACACUGAAAGAACUCUCUGCUGUGAAGCAAAACACUCGAAUCUUGAAGUGACUGUCCUGGGGAAGGCGGGGUCGACAGCUCAGGAGCGUCUGCACACUGUCUCUGAAGCCAAGAUUACAUUUGCGUUGCUGCUGUAUUGUCCCCCCCUCCCCCCACCUCUCUAUUUAACGAUAUAAGCUAUUUGAGGGUGGUACUGAUCAGGAAUUCGCUUUUUCAUCGGGGCUUUUCACUGUUCAACCGAUUCCUUCCGCUUUCUUUUUUUGUGCCUUGUGCCCCUGAGGUGACCUCUGGCAUGUUCUCCUGGUUGUUUUGCUUCUCCCCUUGCAAAGUGCCCUCUUGGUUCCAUGAAGGCGGCCAUUGCCCUGGUCCUUGCAUCUCUCUCCUCCCUGCCCCAGGACUUCAGCAGGAGCGGACUAGGCAGGGAGAAGGAGAGCCUGAGGCCGCAGAAGAGCAGGACCUCCCCUGCCACCUGAUUUCCAGGUGCAAGGGGGCUAAGGGGCAUGCCCCAAGCUCCAGGUAGGGGCAACACCAGUCUCCAGGGUCCAAGGAGUCUCCGAUAUCUGGGCACUAUCCCCAAGCGCUUCCUCAGAGUAUCUGAGGCUGGUGUUUCCAAGCCCUCAACAGCCCAGACAGAGGCACAGAGCCCUUUGAUUGUUCUGGCACUUCCCCCCCCUGUCCCCACCAUACCGCCUUCUCCCACACCUCUGAAGACUGGAUGGCUUCUGCUGCUGACUGCAGGAUUGUCUCCUUAAGACGUUAAAAGGGGCGGAGGAGCCUGGGAGCUGAUGGCAGGAGUAGUUGGUGCUGAACUUUCAUAGGACGUCGCUUGGAUUUCAGAUCCUCAGUGACCUGCUGCCCUCUGCCUCCCCAGCUCUACCCCGGCCCCACCCGCAGGGGAGGCAGGAUUGCAGUCAGCCAGCCUGCUGGCUUCUGCGUAACGUUCCCGACUCCCAGAGCCAACAGUCGGAUCACUUCUCAUUCCCGGGAUGCGCUGAAAGCCCCCACCGUGACGGGGCCUUGAAGGCCAGAAACGAGGCACCAAGGAACUGGAGAGCUUUGCGCUCCUCCAGGAAGGGGCCAUCAGGUCCCCCUGCCCCUGCCCCCGAGUCAGCUUCCUCUCACUAAAAUGGACGUGGCUUGGACGAACUGCCUAAUUUUUUGGUUCUGAGGCCUGGUUUGCUCUUAAUUCCUAUCUGGACUCCUCAGACCUUAACCCUCCUCCUGAGCUUUCUUUACUGCACUGGAGUUCCAACUCCCUUUGAGGUGUAUGGGGUGGGUGGAGGGAGGGUUCUGGGUUUUGUUGGUCGUUUUGUUUGUUUGUUUGUCUGUUCGUUUGUUUUGGGGUUUUUUUUUUUUUGGCUAAUUGGUGCAUAUUCAGGGAUCACCUUUCACGUGUGGAUCUCUCUCCUGACCACCAUGGGAAGUGUCUGCCAGAUUCCAUUUUCUAAGAGUUUCUGAGGGUGAGGCUCUUUUAUUUUUAUUUUUAUUUUUUGAAGGGAGCCAAUCUAUUUCCUGCACUUCAAGAAGAAUCAAAAAUGUUCCUGAAUUCUCAAAUACCUCAUGCAAAAAUGUCUCCUGAAAUAAGGGAAGAAAAACACACACAAACUUUGAAAAAUCUUAAUGUUGAAGUUAGCGAUGCCGAAAGGUUUCUGUCUUAAAAAAAAAAUCUUAGCAGUUUUGCCCCUCAGGCAGUCGGUUCUGUGGAGAACUGUGUUCUGCAUUACCUCUCAGCGGAUCUCAAGGCAGUUUACCUCCAGAUCCCAUACUUAGAGUUAACUCUUUUCUUUGCAGCAAAACUCCAUUUGGAUGAAAGAUGAAUUUGGAUAUUUAUUUCCCCUUUUCUUUGGGAAAUGAGAGGUUACAACCAGGACAGUGAAUCUCGCACGCACACAUGCGCGCACAGACACACGCGCAUCCACGGAAACGCAGGGUCCUCUAUGGGCCGCCAAGGGGAGUCGACGCGGUUGAGAACGAAUGCAGAGGACACCGAGUCUGUCGUUCGUUUUUUCUCUGAAGUGCCUGAAGGUAGGAAUGGGCCAGGGUUGGGGACUGAUCGCCCCCCGCCUCCGCCACGGCCUCGUCAGUCAGCGCGCCAGCGGCCCCGCACCCGGUCCCCGCCAGCCAGGAAGGCCUUCCACGCGGGGUGAUGAGACUGCAAAAAUCCAGAUGUGCUUCCUUCCCCGAAGCGGCCCGCUCCUCGGAGCCCCUCCUCCCCACCCCGUCCUGCACCCCUCGCCCUCCUCCCACCGCAGAAUCUAAGACCUUUCAGCCGCAGCCGAGCCAGGGGCGGGGGAGCCUAAGCAAAUGCCUUCCUUGGACACCGGGCCCCGCCGCCCAAAGGGCUCCCAGGGCAAACUCAUUCCCCGACAAACUUGAACUUGGGGACGCUGCAGCUACACAUUCCACAAAGUGCUGGCACUUACACCCAUAACCCGAAGGCAGUAGACCGCCUCACAGGGUGGUGACCUCCCAUUGCAAACGACGUCAUGGUUUGGAAUGUUCGUUAUCAGCCAAGGACCUGGUUAGAGGUAUACAGACCUUUUUUCACCGUUACCUAAUUUUUGUUUCUCCUUUCGGUUUUGUUUUGUUUUGUUUUGGUGUGUUGUACAGCAGUAUAAUUUUUCACUUAUUUAUUCCAUCAGUAGAUAUGGUUUGUACAAUGUACAAUGGUUCCAUUUCAGAAAAUAAAAAAAAAAUUCAAAUCGUGAA
This is a messenger RNA of Sus scrofa (pig), 4399 nucleotides long. RefSeq names its product BAF chromatin remodeling complex subunit BCL7A (gene BCL7A). Lineage: Eukaryota; Metazoa; Chordata; Mammalia; Artiodactyla; Suidae. The record is from RefSeq and is a predicted model, not a curated record.